Jaculus jaculus (lesser Egyptian jerboa) is the source of this 1808-nucleotide messenger RNA. It is a transcript of the gene Ccdc59, whose product is annotated as coiled-coil domain containing 59. The transcript is spliced from 4 exons. The record is from RefSeq and is a predicted model, not a curated record. Bases 365 to 1066 code for a protein of 233 amino acids. Gene Ontology annotation, cellular component: nucleus. NCBI's taxonomy places the organism in Eukaryota, Metazoa, Chordata, Mammalia, Rodentia, Dipodidae.
CGUCAGCACGGUCUCCGGGGGCAAGUCCACCAACUCCUGCCACACCGACUCUGUGUAGAAGUCCACAGUGUGUGCAUUAGAAAUGCACAGGGCGUCCGUUAGGAAGCGCAGCAGUCCCCGUAACUUGGCAUACAACGUGGGCAGGUCAGGGGUCAUCGGGAGGGGGCAGGACGCAGCCAUGACACUCGCCCUCCGGGGCUGUAGGUGGCGCAAACAUGGCGGAGCGGAGAGGCUGGGCCGGCUGGACCACAGCCCCGGUAAGUCGAACACCGAGCCUGCUAUCAUUGGGCGAUGGAUUGCUUCAGCCUGAUGACGCAUAUCGUAAGCGUCUGUUGUAGUCACGUCGGCCUUACUGGUUCCCACGAUGGCGCCGGCGAGACAGUGGCGGACUUCGGGUUUCGGGACGCGCCGGGAAGCUGCUUCUGCGGGCGCAAUCAGGAGUAAGAAUGGGAAGCACGGGACCUGGCGGCCGAGCCAUCCGCAAGCCUUCGUGGGGAGCGUUCGCGAGGGACAAGGCUUUGCUUUUCGAAGAAAACUGAAGAUACAGCAAAAUUACAAGAAAUUACAGUGGAAGAUAAAGAAGGCUCCCACGUCACAGGAAUCUCAGUUCACAGAUCAUUACCCAGAACAUCUGAAACAUCUCUAUUUAGCUGAAGAAGAAAGACUCAAGAAACCACAAGGAAAAGUUGCCCAGCGUUUGUCAGAAGAGUAUGUUGACCAGCCUGGCAAUGAAGAGGAUUUAUUUGAAGCCCAGUGUGGAGCCCCCCAUGCUCGGCCACAGCAACAGCGCAUCGAUGCAGCAAAUUCUGUGACUCUUCCAAAGAAAAAUAGAAAGAAAACAUCAAAUCAAAAAGCACAAGAAGAAUAUGAGCAGGUGCAGGCCAAGCGUGCUGCCAAGAAAGAGGAAUUUGAAAAGAGAAAGCAAGCGAGAGAGGAAGCUCAAAGGCUCUACAAAAAGAAAAAAAUGGAAGCAUUCAAAGUACUGAGCAAAAGAACUAAAAAGGGACAACCAAACCUCAAUCUGCAAAUGGAGUAUCUUCUACAGAAAAUACAAGAGAAAAGAUAAUGGAGGCAUUUUGCCUUUUAAGGGUUCUUUUAAACAUGUAAUAAGUGCCUCCUGACAGUAGACUUAAGUGUGUUGACAUAACAACUGCUAAACUGCAAACACUUUCAUCUUGUGGAAGAAAAUUUUCUAUCUAUAUUUUACAGAGUAUGAUUUCCUUAUUUAUUUGCCUCUGAUAUAGGUUGAACCUUACCUGGAGAAUAGACUCAAGCAUGUAGUGCUUUGUACCAUAUGGGAUUAGUGUGGAAUAAAAUAUUUUUUUUAAAAAAGCAAAGCUUUCAGUGAAGCAUUUCAAGAAAGAGGAUACAUUUCACUUGAGUAAUCAGCCGGUCUCUGUGAGUGUGUCUGGUACAGGGGAUUUUUUAAAAAUAUUAAUUAAUUAAUUAAUUUGCAAACAGAAACAGAGAGAAGGAGGGAGAGAGAAUAGGUACACCAAAGGAACUCCAGAUGCAUGUGCCACUUUGUGUAUCUGGCUUAAUGUGGGUACAAAGGAAUUGAAUUCUGGUUGUUAAGUUUUGCAGGCAAGUGUGCCUUAACCAUUGAGCCAUCUCUCCAACCCGUUCCUGUGGAGUGAGUGUGUGUGUGUAGUGCGAUUGAAUCUACAGCUGUGCCAUGUGAGGUGCACUGCCACUGAGCUAUACUGCAGCCCCUUGGAUGGAUGCAGUUCUAAUUUAUUUAUUUAUUGAGAGUAUGGGCAUGCUAGAGCCUCUUGCUGCUGCAAAUUCCAGAUGCAUACAUACCACUU